AAAGGUAACAUUUUUUAUCAUCCAUUAGAGCUAUAAAUAUUUCACAUUUCAUAUUUUCACCCUUCUCACAGGAACAUGGUUAUUGCUUCGACACCAUCGGAAGGAAAAACCGAAACCAUGAUGGCUGCUUCAUCAUCAUCAUCAUCAUUAACAUCAAGCAUCAUCACCAUGCAUCAUGACAUCAUCCAUACACACAUCCUCACACGCCUCGACGCCGCCACGCUGGCGACAACCGCCUCCACUUGCUCUCACCUCCGCCACCUCUGUAUAGACGACAAUCUCUGGCGAAAAAUCUGCACCGCCACGUGGCCUUCUUUAGCAGACCCCACCACCUGCCACAUCAUCUCCACUUUCCCGAACCGCCACCGUUCGCUCUUCUCCGACGCAUUCCCGGCACUUCAUCAUUUAUCUUGCAACUCAAAGCCUCUUUCGUCUCCUCCUCCGAUAGAGAUCAUCUCCACCGUGGAUGUUUUUUACAAAGGUAAACCGGUGUUCUCGAGAGUUCGGCGAACCGAAACAACGAAGAAUUCGUUUCUUUCAUCUCCGCUAUGGAUUGAAAUUCUAGAGCCGAAUGAGUUAGUUCCGACGGAGGUGAAGUUCGUGAGAAAGGACGAUGAACUGCUGAAGCAUUUGGAGGAGAAUUUAUCUUUAAGCUGGAUCCUAAUCGAUCCAACCGGGAAACGAUCGGCGAAUGUUUCGAGCCGGAAACCGGUUUUAGUACGGCGGCACUGGCUAACAAGAGACGUGGAGAUUCUCUUUGCAGUGACGAUGGCGGGGGAGGCGCGACGCGCGACGGAGACAGUGCAGUGUACGGUGAAGGUCACGUGCUGUGGGAAAGUCGGAGGGGAGUUGCACGUGAGGGAGGUGAGUUUAGUGAUGGAGGAUAUGGAUGGAGGGAAGGUGAGUGGGAAAGAAGGGGUUAUGAUUUUGCAGAAGGCAAUGGAGUUUGGGGAGAGGAAGAAAGUGGGUGAAGUGGGAGAGAUGAUGGAGAGGUUUGAUAGGUUUUUGAGUGUGGUUAGGGAGAGGAGAGAGAGGAAAUAUAGAAGACAGAAGGAAAGGGAUGGUGUUUCUAUGGUGGUUGCGUUUGUUGUUUGUGUUUGGUUUUGUUACCUUGCUGGUUUCUGAGGGUGGCGUUGACUUUUUACUACCAUGUUUACAAUGAUUGUGAAAAUUUACAAAACAUUUACUAUUGACAUGUUUUUUCUUUAAUAGUAAACCAUGUGAUCAUAACCACUACUAGAAUAUUAUAUUACAUAUACUGCUAUACCAAUAAUUUCAUGUUAUGGUUCAAUGAUUCAAUUAUGUUACCUAAUUCUAACAUAAUUUUAUUAUUCAACGAUUGUAAUCCAGUCAUUAUUUCACUGUAAACUCCAUCUAUCCCUUUAAUACUCUAGAGAGCUUCUACGGUGAAGUUGUAAAAAUGACAAUUUAAAAAAAGUUAGUAUUUGGAAAUAAAUAUAGUGUUACAAGA
Messenger RNA from Vicia villosa (hairy vetch), 1471 nucleotides. RefSeq names its product F-box protein At2g27310-like. Lineage: Eukaryota; Viridiplantae; Streptophyta; Magnoliopsida; Fabales; Fabaceae. The transcript has a single exon. The record is from RefSeq and is a predicted model, not a curated record. Bases 76 to 1125 code for a protein of 349 amino acids. Gene Ontology annotation, molecular function: protein binding.